This is a messenger RNA of Vicia villosa (hairy vetch), 1200 nucleotides long. RefSeq lists its product as uncharacterized. NCBI's taxonomy places the organism in Eukaryota, Viridiplantae, Streptophyta, Magnoliopsida, Fabales, Fabaceae. The coding region runs from base 1 to 1200 and encodes 399 amino acids. The transcript has a single exon. The record is from RefSeq and is a predicted model, not a curated record.
AUGGGGAAACGUGGACGGCCGCCGCGGAGACAGGUGGUCCAAACGCCACCGGCGAGUGUGAGGGUCUUCUCGCCGACUUCAUCUUCUCAUGGGAAUGGUAACACAUCUGGGGGUACUACAAUUUCAACUGAGGUAAACACUUUGAUAGGGUCUGAACCAAUUUUGCACACGAUACCAGAAGAGGAGAAAGAACAUUCAGAGGAACCACCUCAACCAUGGGUGGAUGUCAUCAAAGGCAAUAGAACUUCAUCGAGUGGGCUGAACAUUGAAUAUACACCUCCCUCUAUUGUCAAUGGUGAAAUUGAAGUUGUACUCGAGGAUCAGGAUGUGGUUUCAGAGCUAAAGUUUUGGGAAAAUGCCCUGAUUAUGUAUGUCGUUGGUGGCAAUCUGACAAUGACUGCAGUGAAGAAGUUCAUGAUGAAGACCUGGGAUUUUGCUGCAUUACCAGAACUCUAUUACAAUGAAGAAGGAUACUUUAUCAUCAAGAUGAGGUCGAAAGAAGAUAAGGAUGUGGUGCUAAGGAAAGGACCGUAUACCAUCUUUAGGCAGCCAAUGUUCUUACAGGAAUGGAGACCGUACUUUUCAUUGGAUAAAGAUGUUAUUCGAGUUAUGCCAUUAUGGGUCACCUUUCCCCAAUUACCACUUGCAUUUUGGGGUGAGAGUAGUAUUGGCAAAGUGGCAAGCGCCAUAGGUAAACCAAUUAUGACUGACGAAUGCACUGCGAAGAAAUUACGCAUCACAUAUGCUCGUGUACUCAUUGAAGUUGACAUUACUGCAGAACUUAAAGAAGCCAUUUAUAUUCGGGAUCCUCAAGGAAAUAGAAUGCAACAGCAAGUUGAAUAUGAGUGGAAGCCGGCUUUUUGUAGGAAAUGCAACAAGGGUGGUCAUGAUUGUGAGAAACUGAAUAUUAAGAAGGCCCAGAUGACCCAAAAGUGGGUUCAGAAACACCCUGCAGAUGGGGAAAUUGCCAAUAGCAAGCCUAAGCCAGCAGGUGGAGAAAUUGCCAAUAGCAAGCCUAAGCCAACAAAUGGAGGGACUGAGGACGAUUGGAAAAUAGUUACUUCUAACAGUAGGAUUGCUACAGUUAAAGGUAAAGCUAUCAGAAUUGAUACAGUUGGGCAUAAUGAAGAGAUAAUUGGAUGCAGCAACGGUUUUGACAUCCUUGGGAUGGAGGAUGGCAAAAUGGUGGAUGCUACAUGA